GCAGAGUGGCACGGUCACAUUCUAGAAGACCAUGUAGGAUGGAAGAUAUUGUUGUGGACAUCUUUGGCAAAUACAGUCUGCUACUUUGAAAAACUAGCUACACUCAUUCAAAUAAACAGCAAGAGCUUCUGAAGGAAGACCCAAAGCUUCUUCCGCCACGUGGUGCUGGACCUCAGAUCUCUACUUCCUGUGUCCUCCGGAAGUUGUUGGGAAUGAUGUUCAGCUUGCACAUGUUGGUAAUGGGAACAACCGCCUUCACCAUUCAACCCGAGGUGCACACGGUGGCCGCGGGAAACUGCCGAUUUCGCGGCAAGCAUUACAAACGGGAACUCAGGCUGGAAGGGGAGCCGGUGGUCCUGAGGUGUCCCCAGAUGCCAUAUUGGUUGUGGGCUUCUGCCAGUCCCCAUGUCAACCUGACGUGGCGUAGAAAUGACUCUGGUAGGCUGGUCCCAGGAGAAGAGACACGAAUGUGGGCCCGGGAUGGUACUCUGGGGAUUCUGCCCGUCUUGCAGGAGGACGCUGGCACCUACAUCUGCACUGUCAGAAAUGCCUCUUACUGUGACGAAAUGUCCAUUGAGCUCAGGGUUUUUGAGAAUACAGAAGCUUCUCUGGCGUUCAUCUCAUACCCGCAAUUUUUAACUUUGUCAACCUCUGGGGUAUUAGUGUGCCCUGACCUGAGUGAAUUCACCCGUAACAAAACUGACGUGAAGAUUCAAUGGUACAAGGAUUCUGUCCUUUUGGAUGAACACAAUGAGAAAUUUCUAAGUGUGAGCGGCACCACACGCUUGCUCGUCUACAACGCGUCGGUAGAGGAUGCGGGCUAUUACGUCUGUGUCAUGGCGUUUGCCCACGGAGGCCGGUGGUACAAUAUCACUAGGAGUAUCGACCUACGCAUCAAGAAAAAAACAGAGGAGACGACCAUUCCUGUGAUUGUUUCCCCCCUUGAGACCAUAUCAGCUUCUCUGGGGUCAAGACUGAUCAUCCCAUGUAAGGUGUUUCUGGGAGCCGGCACACCCUUAACCACCCAGCUGUGGUGGACGGCCAACGACACCCACAUAGAGAGCAUCUACGAGGGAGGCCGAGUGACUGAAGGACAGCGCCAGGAAUAUUCAGAAAAUAAGGAGAACUACAUUGAAGUGCCAUUGAUUUUUGAUCCAGUCAUAAGAGAGGAUUUGAACACAGAUUUCAAAUGCGUUGUCCAUAAUAAGCUGAGUUUCCAGACACUACGCACUACAGUCAAAGAAGCCUCCUCCAUGUUCUCCUGGAAGGUGGUGCUGGCUCCCUUUUUGCUGGUCUUCUUGGUUUUGGGGGGAAUAUGGAUGCACAGACGGUGUAAACACAGAAUCGGAAAAGCUACAGUCUGACCAGGGUGAAGACCUGCCAUCAAGACUUUCAAUCCUAUCCCAAGUAAAAUAAACAGAAUGAAAUAAUUCAAAGACAAA
Messenger RNA from Carlito syrichta (Philippine tarsier), 1442 nucleotides. It is a transcript of the gene IL1R2, whose product is annotated as interleukin 1 receptor type 2. Bases 213 to 1364 code for a protein of 383 amino acids. NCBI's taxonomy places the organism in Eukaryota, Metazoa, Chordata, Mammalia, Primates, Tarsiidae. The record is from RefSeq and is a predicted model, not a curated record. Gene Ontology annotation, molecular function: interleukin-1, type II, blocking receptor activity; interleukin-1 binding. The transcript has 9 exons.